Molecule: messenger RNA, 1371 nt
Organism: [Torrubiella] hemipterigena
Lineage: Eukaryota; Fungi; Ascomycota; Sordariomycetes; Hypocreales; Clavicipitaceae
Source: the annotation of a GenBank genome assembly
AUGGAACCCGUCAUCUCCAACGACCUUCCCAACGGCUACGACAUUGCUGAUGUCGAGUUUCGAAGGCAACGGUCGCAGCAACAGCCAGAGAAGAUUGCCGAGAAUGGAGAGAACGCUUUAGAAAAAGCCCCAACAGCAGCAUCAGCCCAUACACAGUCAGAGACCUAUCCAGAGGGCGGAACGGCAGCAUGGCUAGUCGUCACUGGCGGCUGGUUUGCCCUCUUCUCAGGCAUGGGAACCCUCAACACACUUGCAACAUGGCAGGCAUAUGUACUAGAGCACCAGCUCAAGGGCUACAGUGAAGGCACUGUGGGCUGGAUCUUUUCCGUAUACACCUUUCUCACCUUUUUCUGCGGCAUCUACAUUGGCCCGAUAUUCGACAAGUACGGCCCUCGUUGGCUGAUUAUUGCUGGGGCCGUGUGCCUUGUGGCAUCGUUUGUCCUGCUAGCCUUUUGCAAAGAAUACUGGCACUUUAUGCUUUCUUUCGGUGUUCUCUCCGGUCUUGCAACCUCUUUACUACUCACGCCAUCGAUUGCCUCCAUCGGACACUGGUUCAAAGCCAGACGAGGCUUCACCACCAGCAUUGCUACGUCCGCAGGUGGCCUCGGGGGUAUCAUCUUCCCUUUCAUGCUGACCAAUCUGUGGGACCGUAUCGGCUACCAAUGGGGUACAUUGGUGCUGGCUCUUAUUGCCGUUGUUACCAGCAGCAUUGGAGUCCUACUUAUCAAAGCGCGACUUCCACCUGCACCUAACGCAACCGCCCAACCUGAUUUCCGCAUCUUCAAGCAGAUUCCGUUCCUCCUGACGACACUCGGCAUCUUCACGCUUGAAUUCUCCCUCUUCAUCCCGCUGGCAUACAUCUCCACGUUUGCCAUGGCCAAGGGCUUCUCGACGACAUUUGCGUACCAGCUACUUCCGAUCCUCAACGCGGGCUCGGUUAUCGGCCGCCUUUUGCCUGGAUAUUACUCUGAUAUCAUUGGCGCUUUCAACACCUGUAUCCUUGCUACAGUGCUCUCGUUCAUUGCUACGAUCUGUGUCUGGCUUCCUGCUGGGCACACAACGGCUGGCAUCGUUAUUUUUGCGAUCCUCUUUGGCCUAGGUAGCGGCAUCGCCAUUGCCAUUGCCCCCGUCUGCAUUAGCCGCAUGUGCAAAACCCAAGAGUAUGGCCGGUACUAUGCCACGGCGUACAUGGUGGUCUCGUUUGCCUGUCUGAUUGGUAUUCCCAUUGCUGGUAACAUUCUACAGGCUAGCAACGGCUCCUACAUCGGACUCAUCAUCACCACGGGUGCCGUCUUUUUGCUCUCGUCUGCGUUGUUGAUUUGGGCGAAGCUCUGGCAGCUUGGCUUGUCUGGCUGGAAGGAUGUCUACUAA